This is a messenger RNA of Podarcis lilfordi (Lilford's wall lizard), 4755 nucleotides long. The record is from the annotation of a GenBank genome assembly. Lineage: Eukaryota; Metazoa; Chordata; Lepidosauria; Squamata; Lacertidae.
AGAUGCGAAGCCAAUGGGAGGAGAUUGCGCGGGGCACGCCGGGAUGAUGGAGAAUUUCUCCGCUCUCUUCGGAGGGACGGAACCGCCUCCGCCUUCCACAGCCGCCGCGCUGGGCUUUGGACCAGGGAAACCCGGAGGACCGGGGACUGGGGCACCUCCCGUCCCUGCCGUGACCCCCGUCGGAGAGAAAGCGGCGGCCGCCAGCGGCCCCUUCUACCUAAUGCGCGAGUUACCAGGUAAGUGGCUGUUGGAGGGGGCGGGCUUCGGGGGCGACUCAGCCUACCGGAAUGCAGAGGCGGGCCUUGCAUCCUUGGCCAAUGCCACCGAGGCGCCGCGGCGGAAUGGCCCAAUAGAGAUACGCGGCUGCGUCUUGAUGGGCACUCCUCCCUGUUCCUGUGGGAACUUAGACCCAACAGGCGAAGCUGACGACUUCGCGGAAGCGCAGGUAGUGGUGAGAUUUCGAUUGGCAGCUACUGGGGGCCAAUGAGGUGCCGGAUCAAAACAGGGAGGCGGAGUCAUGCGGUGCAUCCGCAUUUGGCGCUGCCGAGGCGGAAGCCGCUGAAGUUCAUUAUUAACUUCAUGGCAAGCCCCCGUUUGCCUUUUCUGCUUCAAUAGAUGCUUGCUGUAAUAAUCUAUAUGGAAGGUCCGUCUGAAAAGCACUGUCUAAACACCAUAAGCAAAUAGGGCCCAGUGAACAUGUAACAACACUAUGCCAAAACCUGGCUUAGCACACGAGAGCAAGCAUUCCCAGAGCAAAGGCUGUGGCUGUUGCACUAUCAUGGUUUGGCUCAGCACUGCAUGCCAACUCGGGGGUCAUGGUUGUCUCCCCCAAACUAUGAGUGAUCAACAACAAACAGCUCAUGGCUUGUCGGGAGAGACAGAACAUGAGCCCAGUUUGGAUGUCAUGCAUAGCCAAACUUGACCUUGAGUAUGCAUCAGCAGGACUCAGGAAGAAGCACAGCAACCAUGAUUUGUGUGAAGCCGUGAUUUGGCUUAGUGUUGCGUGCAAACUAUUGCUUUGUUAUUAGGUGAGGGUCCUACAAACCAUUACCUUGAAGCAACCUCCCAUGGCAUAAGUGGGACUUAAUUUCAAGUAUACAUGAAUGGGACUUUGGGGAUUUUCUUCCCAGGAUGCCUCAGCCUAUCAAGAAGAGAAGUACAUUUUCAGAAAGCAGAGCAAAGCUUUUUCUUGAUCUGGCUUCACCAAAAGCAUUUUGGGUGUAUGAGGCUGGACAUGUCCUCUUGUCAUCUCAACAAAGAAGUCACUUGCAGGUGCAAGUAGUGUCGUAUUUGAAGGAUUUGCUUGCCAGAUUCUAUCUGCCUUUGUCCUGUUAAUCCCAACAAGCCAAACAUAGGCAGCAUUGUUAUGUCCUUUGUUCUUUGCCAGGUACUACAGAACUAACAGGGAGCACAAACCUGAUCACCCACUACAACCUGGAGCAUGCCUACAACAAAUUUUGUGGUAAAAAGGUGAAGGAGAAGCUCAGCAACUUCCUGCCAGACCUACCAGGGAUGAUAGAUUUGCCAGGUUCACAUGACAACAGCAGCCUGCGUUCUCUCAUUGAGAAGCCUCCCAUCUGCAGCAGUUCGUUCAACCCUAUCACCGGCACCAUGCUAACAGGCUUUCGUCUCCAUGCAGGCCCGGUAAGUUAGAGAUGGGGGCUGCAAGGGAAGAAGGAAAUAUUGACUGUCGGUGGGAAAAUGACCUGAAUGACAAAAAAAAUAUGCCAGAGUUGGAAAUGGAUGUUAGGGUGCACUGGAGAAUAUGAGUACUGGGAGAAACUUCUAAGAGUCCAGCAGAAUGGGAUCCAUCUCCCUUGAUGGAAUAGGCAGUAGUAGGUAGGCUGAAGUUAGGGAGGGAUCCCAGGCAGGAGGAGUCACAAAGAAAAGUACAGUGGAACCUCGGGUUAUGUACCGCCCUCCUUAUGAACGCUUCGGAUUACGAGCUCCGCUAACCCAGAAGUAGGUGUUCUGGGUAGCGAACUUUGCCCUGGGAUGCGAGUGGAAGUUGCGUGGCGGCAAUGGUGCGUUAGCAGCGGGAGACUCCAUUAGCAAAAGCGCACCUUGGGUUAAGAAUGGUUUUGGGUUAAGAACGGACCUCCGGAACGAAUUAAGUUCGUAAACGGAGGUACCACUGUACUGCCAAAUUUAGUGCUCUCUUUUGCAGAGCAGGUAUGAAGAGGAAGGUUGACUCAUAUGUGAAUUCCAGAGUAAUGCUUUAGCCAUAUUCUGUGAAGUGGAGAUUGCCAAGGAGUCUAGGGAGCUCCGAGCUCAUAACAGACCCAAGUACUAAGCUUAGUGAACAUAGUAGAAACUUUUCUUGCAAGUUUUGAUGGGGGAUAACGGUGGGACCAGGUUACCAAAGAGACAAGCAACCCCCUCCCUGCAAAUGAUUGCACCUGUGGUUAUUUACUGGAACAACAGAUGUGGUAUUCAGUGGACUAACAUGCUCUUUUGUUUCUUUUGCGCUGCUUCAGCUGCCAGAGCAGUGUCGCUUAAUGCACAUCCAACCACCUAAGAAAAAAAACAAGCACAAACACAAGCAGAGUCGUACGCAGGAUCCUGUCCCUCCAGGUAAGAAGCUUCCUCCUUGGGUCCUGUGGUUGCAUUUACCCUCACCAACCCCUGCCCUUCCUUUCCAAUUUAGCAUUCCACAGUCUAGCGGCCUAAGCUACCGCAAUUCCUGCUUUGUCCAAAGUUCCUGCUUCAGUUCCUUUUCUCUUUUUGGUAGAAACUCCUUCAGAUUCUGACCACAAGAAGAAAAAGAAGAAGAAAGAGGAUGACCCUGAGCGGAAAAGGAAGAAGAAGGAGAAGAAGAAAAAGAAAGUAAGUUGGGAAGAAUGCUUCUACCAGCUCAAGUAAUUGUACCCUCAGGUGCCAGAGAACUGACUGAGAUGUGGGGUCUUUUCUCCUGGCCUUUCAUUAUUGUUGAGAACUUUCAUUCUCAUUCUUGCAUGUGUGUCCAUUUUAUUUUUCCUUAGAAUCGGCAUAGCCCUGAACACCCUGGUGUGGGCAGCUCUCAGGCCAGCAGCAGCAGCAGCCUCCGGUAAAGUCCUGCCAUGGAGUUAUCUUGGAAGGUGCUACAGCUUUGACAAGAAAAGGAGGAACAGCAAUAAUGGGGGAGUCACCACAGACUCAUAUACUUCCCCUGCUUCCCCUUCGCCCCUACUGAGUGGAACUUCUGGGACUCCAUUGAUCUCUCUAUAAGGAACAUAGACUUUGCCUGCGACACAAUGCAGACUGGUGUCUUUAUAUGGGAGCCCUGCCUACUCGGGGAGGGUUUUUUUUCUUCUUCCUUUCCUUUUUACAGAAUGUUCCUGACUAAGUUGGGAUGUGUCUGCCUCGUGAUUUAGUUAAACCUUUGUUGGAGCACUUGGGAGGGUCUGGAACCUCCUCUCAUAUCAUGGGCUUGGAAACUGCACUGUGAAUAGAUAGGGAGAAACUCUAGAAGUGCUUUCUUUUGUAAAGUGUGGCCCAAGGCUAGUGGGUGAGUUAGUUGCCUAAGUAGAAAGAGCUAAUGUGAUCAGGCUUUUUCUAAAUAGGAAAAUGGGAGAAACUGCAGAACUGUGAGGUGGGAGUAAAGAGAAGACAAGGUUGGUUUUACCUUCCUGGAGUUGAUCCAUGCUGAUAAGUAGGCCUGCUUUAGUAUCAUCAGCUAGAGAGUUAAGUCGAAAGCAUUGACCAAAUUUCUUUUAACUGUGGAAGCAUGUAAGUCAAGAAGCUAUACUGUGAAUCCAAGGACAGAACUGUGUAUAUGGUGAUAUUUUCCCCUAAGGGCUCACUUACCAGGUAAAGGCUUCUCUACAUGUAAUCCCUUUAAAAAUAAAACUUGAAAACAAAAAAAGCUGACAUCAUUUAAAUAUUUGCCAGCAGAAGGGAGAAAGUGGAAUCUUCAGCAACAGACUUCAGCUGUGAACAGAUGGAAGCCUCUUUCAGGAACCUGGACAAAUAGAAACCAUUGUUUUCUUCUAUCCUAUUCUUCUGAUUUUUUCUGAAUUACUACCUCAGCAGAGCACCCUGGCAGAAAUGGUUCCUUAAACUGUCAGCUGGUCAUCUUGCUGGCUAGUCUGUCCCACGUUUAAAGACAAAGAUGGUGAUGAAUCUGCCCCUAUCUACUGCACCAAAAUUCCUUGGAGUGACAAGAGGAACAUGCUUGGAAAUAGCCUGCCAUCUUAACUGCUUCUUCUUUCCUAUAGGAAGGGGAAUUUCAUCCACAGUAAAAACAUCUCUUUCCUGAGCUUAAGGAUCAGAAUGAGGGUGGAACUGCACUUUGAUCAAGAGUGCCUCUUAGGGACAAACUGGACAUGAGAAUGUCAGGACCCUGAUUGGAGUUCCUGAAACUUCUUAAAAUCAGAUUCCCCCAAUAUAAAUUUUCUGCCUCAAGGGGUAAAUGUGGGUCCCACCCCCAGUGAAUAAGCUGCUCCAGAGAGACUGUUUUUAUCAUGGAAACAGCUAACACCCUCAGUGCUGUGGAUCCAAUCCAAACCUCCCACCUGCCAAUUUUAAUGAAAUAAAAAAAAAAAGUUGAGAGAUCCCUGCAUAGAUCGCCUUAUCAGUCCUUUCACAGAGAUGAUAGAUGCCACUUGGAAAUGAAAUGCAGGUGCUCUGGCUGACAGUAUUAAUAAAUUGCUUUCUAGUGAUAUGCUCCAUACUGCUUGUCUCUUAUGCUGGUCUACUUGCACAGGAAGGCUUGCUUAAUGUCCAAGGACUCCUAUGAAGUAGGAGUUUGUGCAGACUUCAUGUUGCUCCAUGGGG